Phasianus colchicus (ring-necked pheasant) is the source of this 4994-nucleotide messenger RNA. RefSeq names its product shootin 1 (gene SHTN1). Gene Ontology annotation, biological process: positive regulation of neuron migration; neuron projection morphogenesis. Gene Ontology annotation, cellular component: cell leading edge; cytoplasm; axonal growth cone. The record is from RefSeq and is a predicted model, not a curated record. Lineage: Eukaryota; Metazoa; Chordata; Aves; Galliformes; Phasianidae.
GAAAGUAAGUGUGAAGAUAAAAUCCUAUACUCCUAUGCUUGCUGCUUAUGGUGCCUAUGUGGAACUCAUGGGAUACUGUGCUUGAGUGACUGUUAAGGAAGCAAUUGCCUAUGGGCUGCACAGGAGAAGAGGAGUAGGACAAGUGAGCUAAGGGCUAGAAGAGAUUGAGGAAUAGGGAGCCUAUCAGAGAGGCUAAUGGCUUUGUUUGCUUAUCUUAUCAGACUGAGAAUGGAAAAGUGAAGCAUAGAAAAAAGCCCUAAGGGAGAAAAGCUGUUUAAGCUAUAAACUAAAUUUGGUGCAAUUAAUAGGGAGCUAAAGUCCAUCUAACCUUUGGGUUAUCUGCUGGUAACCAGGCAAAGGGUAAGCUACAGAGGUCUGCAACUUCUAGGGCAUCAUCUUUUCCUCAGUGUGGCAGAGUGAGCGGUGCUGACGGAUGGUUGUUCACAGUGAAGCACUGCCCUUGCAUUUCUCAGAGCUCUUCAGUGCCAUACUUGACAACAAAAUGACAGAAGUACCCAUCAGAGAGAUCAACAAAUGAAGUGAAUCUUCCUGGAAAUAAGAAGGCCAAGGAAAAAAUGUAGAUCUUUCUAACUAAGGUUGCCACGUCUGGGGCAAUGUUCCAUGUACUGGGUGCCAUGGUGUGCUACGGGUGCUUGCCAAGGAAGGAGAUGGAAAAGCUGUGCCUUUGCCAGUGCUUAAAGAAUGAAUCUGAAGACUGCUGCGGUUCAGUGGACCGCUACUGUGAGCAGCUCCAGCGUGAUGACAGGAGGCUUUUGAAAAUGAGCUCAACUUCAGAUUUACCCUGGUACUGUCCAUUAUGAAUCGUGAGACUUGUAGCAUUUGUUUAGUUAACAACAAAGACAGCAAUUUUACUUCAAACUUCUGACUUUAAAGUUUCUGAAGUUCAGCAAAAAAAUAGGGUAGAAUCAAAUUCUGCAGUGACUGCAUGCAUUCAGUGCCAGGCUCAGACGAGCUUGGUAGGGUCACUGCUUUAGCACAGAGAUAGAAUCAUGGAGAAAUCUCUUUGGUAUGUUGUGACAGGACAACGGGAAAUGGUUUCUAACUAAAAGAGGGGACAUUUAGACUGGAUGUAAGGAAGAAGUUUUUUUUUACAAUAGGGCUAGUGAAGCACUGGCACAGGUUGCCCAGAGAGGUGUUGGAUGUCCCAUCCCUGGAGACACCCAAGCUCAGGCUGGACCUCAGCACCCGAUGGAGCUGUAGGUGUCCCUGUUCACUGCGGGGAGUGGGACCAGAUGGCCUUUAAAGGUCCCUUGCAACUCAAACCAUUCUGUGUUCAUUGCCAGAUCCUCUCCUUGUCCCCUCUGGGAUUGCUGGGAAGAACAACCGUGUUGUCCCAACGUUUUGUCCGCAUCGGACGCCGGAAUCGCCCCGCAGCUGCUUCUCUGGAACCUCUGGGAAUGCCGCUUUCUGCGAACGGCGUAAAAGCGCUCAUGAAAGCCCCUCGUGCGCAUUUUCGACACCCCUCAGAGCAGCACCCCGAGUGCCUCCCGGCGACCUCCCGCCUCCUUCGCGUCCCUCGGGAUCCCGCUUCCGCCCCGUAGCCCCGUGAGUCGCGGCAGGGCCUCAGAGCGGCCGCACGACCGCCGCCCGUCAGGGAGGUGCCGCGCACAGCCCGGGGCGCGGAGCCGCCGCACCCCGCACAUGCUCACUGGGGCGCCGCGGGAGUCUGGGCAUGUGCAGAGCGGAGCGGGCCGGGCCGUUCGCCGCGCCCGCCGCGCCCCGGGGCUGCGAGAGCCGCCCGAACGUUGCCAGGUGUAGCCGGGAGAGGUGAGGCGGAGCGGGGCGGGAUGAACAGCUCGGACGAGGAGAAGCAGCUGGAGCUGCUGGUCAGCCUGAAGGACCGAGCUAUUGGCGAAUAUGAAGAGCUUAGAGCAGAAAAUAAGAAAACGAAAGAGGAGUGUGACAAAAUCAAGCAAGAACGAGAUGAGGCUGUCAAAAAACUGGAGGAGUUUCAGAAGAUUUCUCACAUGGUUAUUGAGGAAGUAAACUGUAUUCAGAAUCAUCUCGAAAUUGAGAAGACAUGCCGUGAAAGUGCUGAGGCUUUGGCUUCUAAGCUGAACAAAGAAAAUAAGACCUUGAAACGAAUUAGUAUGCUUUAUAUGGCAAAACUGGGCCCAGAAAUUAUCACUGAAGAGAUUAACAUUGAUGAGGAUGAUCCAUCCACAGAUACGGAAGCAAACUCUGGAUCAUGCAAUUCUGUGCACUGUCAACAGCAAAUAAAAGAGCUGCGAGAUCAAAUCAUAUCUGUUCAUGAGGAAAAGAAGACCUUAGCCAUUGAACUGGAAAACCUGAGGUGCAAACUUGUAGAAGUAAUUGAAGAAGUGAAUAAAGUGAAAGAAGAAAAGGCUGCUUUGACAACAGAAGUUAAUAAACAGCAAAAACUGUUGGAAAAAUGUAACAGAGUGUCCGUGCUAGCAGUAGAGGAGUAUGAAGAGCUUCAUGUAAACUUUGAACUGGAAAAGAACCUACGGAAGAAAGCAGAAUCAUUUGCCCAAGAGAUGUUUAUUGAACAAAACAAGAUGAAAAGGCAAAGCCAGCUGCUUCUGCAAAAUUCUGCUCCUGAUCAGCAGCUUUUGAAGGCUUUGGAUGACAAUGCCAAGCUAACCCAUACAUUAGAAGAAGAGAGGCUUCAACAUCAACAAAAGGUCAAAGAAUUAGAAGAGCAGCUAGAAAACCAAGCACUGCAUAAGGAGAUUAGUCGUCUUAAACAGCAGCUGGAACUCUUAGAAGAAGAUAAAAAGGAACUAGAGCUUAAGUGUCAGAACUCUGAAGAAAAAGCAAGGGACCUAAAGCAUACAGUUGAUGAACUUCAAAAACGAAUACACCAAUCUGAAAAUCCUGCACCUCCUCCUCCACCACCACCACCUCCUCCUCUUCCUCCUCCGCCUCCUCCUAACCCUAUACGGUCUCUCAUGUCAAUGAUUCGCAAGAGGUCUCACUCCAACACCAAUGUGAGCAAGAAAGAGAAACCACCUCAGCAGGAGUCAGGUGAAGAAGUUACAGAUCUGAAGAGACAAGCUGUCGAAGAAAUGAUGGACAGAAUUAAGAAGGGAGUUCAUCUCAGACCAGUCAACCAGUCAAGCAGACCUAAAACAAAGCCAGAAACACCAAAACCCUCUGAAAGUGCAAUGAAGGAAUUAAAAGGGAUCCUGGAAACACUGAACAAAUCCACUAGUUCCCGAAGCCUGAAGUCCCUCGAAACAGACAGUGGUGAAACAGAGCUAGAACGAGUUCUGCGACGUCGGAAAGUGACUACUGACCAGGACAGUGGCAAUCCCACUGGAAUCUUGGCCACAUCAGAAUCCAAAUCUCUGCCUGUGUUAGGUUCAGAAGCCAGUGGUGUACAAACAGCAUCGAAGAAGAAAGAUUUGGAGACAGAAUUCAGUUCCAAAGUAUCCGAUUCAGGUCCUGUUUCCAACCAGCUGAAAGGUGUCACAGAUUCCAAAGCUAUGUUACAAUCACCGAGUCAUAUGGAAUUUUCAAGAAAAGCUUCUACUAGUGAGAAAGAGACAGAAUCUGUUGUAGUGUUAGAUCCCGUGUCCACCAGUGGAGAUCAGAUGACUGCAAACACACUGAAUCAGAACAAAACAAAGGAAGAAAAAAGCAAGUCGCUGCAUAAAGAAAGUAAUGUUGAGAAAAUAAGAGAGACAGACAGUUCUAACUGUUAAUCCCCAUUCUGAAAGGCUGUAACUUUUGGGAGUCAUGUCGAUUGCUUAGGUGUGGUACUGGGGGCUACAGUCUGUAUUCCAAACAGUUUUCAGUAAUACAAAUUGAAAUGGUCUUUUGUAUGCAGUUUUGUUACGUGCUUUAGUGUUAAAUAAUUACAUAUCACUCAAAAUCCCUUUCCCUUUUUAGUUUUGCAGGUAUGGUUAAUAUUUCCUUAGAUAUGGACAGUUACCUUACUUUUCUUUAAACUGCAUUUGAAAAGGCUUUUUCAAUUAUUCCUUUAUUGAGAAGCUGCUCUGUUAAAGGUCCAGAAGCCCCUUGUGUCCCUGUUGAGUUUGGGACAGAGCGGGUGAUUGCACUCACCUCAGCUUUAGUAUGGGGGUAUUUUGAUAAUGAAAAAAACAAAACAAAACAAUUUUUAGACACGUUGCUUUAAAAAUAUUUUGAUAUCUACUUGAAAAAAAAGUUUUGUAGAUCUGCUCACAGCUGCCUCCAUGCAGGCCAUUUGGAUGACACUGAAAGCACAAAACGUAACACUUCUGUUCUAGUUUCCCCAGCAGACAGCAAACCUGGAGAUGGAGGCAGCACAGCGUGCAGUUUUGGUACCAUGCCUUCUGGUAAUGAUAGUGCCAGAAGUCUGUGGAUAGAGAGCGGUGCUCUCUUCUGGAUUAACACCUCUCCAAAUGAGGAUUUAUCUCCUGGUUUCUCUUUCAGCCUUAUGUAGCAGUUUGGUACAGAUGUAGCUGAAGUCUGCGUGUGCUGCUGCAAGAAUGAGUUAUGGUGGGCUUCUCGGAAUUCCUACAUUUGGGAUUCAGCCAUUCUAGGAUUGCAGGUCAUUUGGAGUCAGCAUUUAGAGAACUCCCAGGUGAAACCCAGUAGCAUCAACAAAGAAUCCUUUGCUUUGAUCCUAGUACAGAGCGGGGGCAUUAAGUUUUCUUUUAGGUAACACUUUAGAUUUCUGUAUUUGGUAACACAGCUCCCUUAUUUCCUAUGAAGAUAGGCAGAUUGGUGCAUAGUGGAUUUGCUGCACUGCCAGUUCACAUUCCACUGUAGCUUCUUUUUAAAUCCAACAGGGUAUCUCAUUCUGUUAUAAAGAACAAACAAAUGUAAUCAGGGAACAAAUGCAAACCUAAGGAAGAUCGGUGUAACUGAAAUGGCGUGGUCACGUACCUGACUGUACUUGGGUUAUUUUUUAUUUAAUGAUUUGAAACAGUGAUAAUAUUGAAGGAUGACUGUUCUGAGUUUGUUAGUUUGGCUCUGCAUGCAACUGUCUGGUGCUUUUUCUCCAAAUAAAGUGAUAGUAGCGA